Messenger RNA from Harmonia axyridis, 2342 nucleotides. RefSeq names its product MFS-type transporter SLC18B1-like. The transcript has 13 exons. The record is from RefSeq and is a predicted model, not a curated record. Bases 468 to 2264 code for a protein of 598 amino acids. Lineage: Eukaryota; Metazoa; Arthropoda; Insecta; Coleoptera; Coccinellidae. Gene Ontology annotation, molecular function: transmembrane transporter activity. Gene Ontology annotation, biological process: transmembrane transport.
AUGAUGCUCGAAGAAAAAUCUACAUAUCAACAAAUAUUUUGCUCUAUCAUCAGUGUACAGAGAACUCAAAUAAGAGACAAAAAAAUUGUUAUUUACACUUCUGACGAACCUGAGAUAAUUCUCAAUGCAUAUUUGUUUUAAUGAAACGAGAUUAAUUUUAUCAAUUUUGUGUCAAGAAUAUAAUUAAAUUACUGUUAUCUCAACACUUAUUGUUUCGCUGUCUCGAAUGUGUUAUCCCAUUUCAAUCCUAGUGUGAAAACCACUAUCUACAAUUUUUUCUACGUAGAUGAGCGAAUUUUUUUUUGUCGAUGACGAAUCAGACGAUUUUUUCAAAGUUUGGGACUUUAACAACAUUCGGAUUUAUAAUAAACGAUUUGAAUUAUAACUGAACAAGGGUUCACGAAGGAUUAAAACACGUGCUUUUAGUUUCGAAUUAGUUUUCUAGGUUGGUGUCAGUGUUUGUGAAUAUGCAGAACAAGAACUAUUCAGAUAAUAUUAACCUUGCAGUCUACAGCAUGGGCGGCCCCGAAAAAUGCUUCGGCAGACCGGAGGUGGUGCCCGACCCUUCGACCAGCUGGAGAUCCAGGGAAGAAAAUGAGUCCUCCUGCAGUUACACUACCUCAGGAGGAAGCGAAGACCAGAUGAGCCGAAGGGAAAGAAGCAAGUCCUUGUCGCAGUUGGAUCCUGAUAUGGCUACGGGAGAGGUUGCCAGGAUAAGGGAGAAGUUAUUGAGGACGAAUUCUCGUGUAGAAAAAUCGCAACUCAGGAAUUUCUCCGGUACUCAACGUCUAACGUUGCUGAUGCUAGCUUUAGUAGACUUUAUGGGAUUCUGCUCUAUGUCCAUAAUGGCUCCAUUUUUUCCCAAGGAAGCAUAUCAGAAAGGACUGAACGAGACUGUGAUUGGUUUAAUUUUUAGUUUUUACGCACUAAUUAUGUUCCUGACGUCGCCCAUCUUUGGCAAAAUUCUACCAAAGGUGGGGACAAAAAUAUUAUUUCUGGGUGGAAUAUUGGUAGUAGCCAUAACUAAUAUUCUCUUUGGAUUUUUAGUUCAUGUUGAAGAUUUCACUCUCUUCACUUCUUUAUGUAUUUUAAUAAGAGGCAUUGAGGCAUUGGGAGCCUGUGCAUACUCAACAGCCAGCUAUGUUUAUGUCGUCAAUUCCUUUCCACAAAGUAUAGGAAGCGUUUUGGGGAUCUUGGAGACUUUUGUAGGGUUAGGAAUGAGCACAGGACCGGCUAUAGGGGGAUUCCUCUACUCGCUGGGUGGCUUCACACUGCCAUUUUUAGUUUUGGGCAUCACGAUGGUUAUUACAGUUCCUUUAAACUUGGUAUUUUUACCUAGUGUUGAUGAAUGUUACGUGUCCAGUAAAUCUACUUCUUUCUUCAAACUGAUAAGGAUUAAAGAAGUAAUGGUGAUUGGUUUGGUUGUGGUGUUUGCUUCAAGUACUUGGGCCUUUUUAGAUCCGACCCUGGAACCCCACUUAAGGCAGUUCAACCUCUCACCUGGAAAAGUUGGAUUGAUCUUCCUGCUCUUCUCUGCAUUAUACGCCAUUUCUAGUCCUAUCUGGGGAUGGUGUGCUGAUAAGGUUGAUAAUCAUUGGGCCAUGAUGGUUAUUGGAUUGUUUUUGAGUACGGUGGGCCUACUCUUGUUGGGACCUUGCCCUUAUAUACCAUGGCUCGAGAGAUCAAAUUCCUUAUGGCUUAUAAUUGUUGCCCUAUGCAUACUUGGAGUUUCCAUAGCUCUUACAUUGUUGCCAACUUUCAGAGGUAUACUGACCUCAGCAACUGAUGCUGGUCACAAAGAAUCUUUAGCGACCUACAGCGUAGUGGCAGGAGUUUGGUCAUGUCUCUAUUCUCUUGGUGAAGUGAUCGGACCCUUUUUAGGAGGAGUUUUGCAACAACAUUACGGGUUUCCUCUUAUGUCUACUGUUAUGGCAGCUAUAACGUUUUCAAUUGCGUUGGUAACCCUUCUUUACUACACGACGAAGAGGAAUAUUAACGGGGAAGGUAACACAUCAUGUGACAGCGGUAUCAACGAGUCUUGGAAGAGUUCUAGUAGUAACAGUGAAGGAGAUUGUUCUGAAACAACAUCCUUAUUAUACUCAAGAACAGAUCAUAGGGAUUAUAAGACCUAUACAGAAGACAAAGUGCAGAAUUAUGGAGAAAAGAGAAGAAUUGAUCAGGAGGCGGGUGAUAUAGAUUUCAAUCAGUGUACAGACAUUAGAGGCACAAUUUCCAUUACUGCAAGGGGAGCUUGUGAAGUAUAAAAAAUGUAUUAGAGAUGAAAAAAAGUGAAAUAAACCUACAAAAAUAUUAUUUAUUGUAUUAAUAAACUGUUAGACUUA